CCUCAGCUGGUGUUGUACUCAGUGAUAGAUUCGAGGAAUGCACAAAAUUCUCUGGGUAAUCCUCUUAGUUUUCAUUUUGCAAUGUAUAUUGAUGGUGUGAGAAAGCAUACAUAUGAUGAUGAUAUGAUUCCCGUGAGAAAAUGAAGAUGCUAAAGUGGAUGUGUGGUCGCAGUGGUAUGGUAUGAAUAUACUCCGAUUCAUAACUUUUGACCUUUCAGGCUCACUUGGUGCACUGCUAUGCUUGCAGCCAAGCAAGUGCUCCAGACUGGAACUCUUGCUUCCAGUGCUGUUGGAUUGUUUUGACAUUAAAUUUACGGCACAGAUUGUUACAGUUUCAGAGAUCUUUGAAGGUAAAGAAAAAAAGGCUGGUUUGGAUUGGUGGUGAGAAUUCCCGCCCUCGUCACUUUCGGUGCAUGUUAGAUUAGUAAAUACAGGCUGGGUCCACAAUGCGCCUCCGCGGCCGAGUAAUGCUACAGGUGAACAAAUUUACAAAGAAUAUUUGGAAAAAAAAUAAGCAAAAAAAGAGAAAGGAAGUCUCGACGCUCAAUCUUCAUACUAUCUUCAACCAGCUCUGUUGACUCUUCUUCUUAUCUUCUUCAAAUGGCUAUCUACUACAGUUCCACUGCCACUCCUGCCGGAGCCGGCGGCAUACCCUCCUUCAUAUCUCUCCGAUCCGGGGCCGGGAAGGACCACAGCCUCUUCACUCUCAGCUUCGCUUCUUUCAGCCACAGCAGUAAUGACUACUCUUCCACCACUUGCGCUUCUUCGUUGCGAGCUUCCGCGGAUUCGGCUCCCAAAGCCCGGUUCGUGGCGCGGCGGAAGGAAUCUAUCUCCGUUCGCCAACUUGGGCGCCCUCUAAUGGAGUACAUGAGUUUGCCGGCGAGUCAGUACUCGGUGCUUGAUGCGGAGAGGAUAGAGAGGGUCGAUGACAACACUUUCAGGUGUUAUGUCUACAGGUUCAAGUUCUUCAAUUUUGAAGUUUGCCCUGUUUUGCUGGUUAAGGUUGAGGAGCAGCCUUAUGGCUGCUGCAUCAAGCUCUUGUCCUGUAAGCUUGAGGGUUCACCCAUUGUAGUUGCACAGAAUGACAAAUUUGAUGCUUCUAUGGUGAACCGGAUCUCAUGUGAUACCAACCAAAGCAACUCAUUGGUACAACAACUUUCUUCUGAUGCUGUCAUAGAGGUGUCCAUCGAAGUCCCUUUCGCAUUUAGACUACUUCCUGUCGCAGCAAUUGAAUCAGCCGGGACAGGCGUCCUGCAGCAGAUAUUGGGCAUCAUGCUUCCCCGCUUCAUGCAGCAGCUUGUGAAGGACUAUCAAGCUUGGGCCUCUGGUGAUACCUCGAGACAGGCACUUGGAACCGGUGAGAUAUGAGAUCUUCCAACAGUUUCUAUCACUCAAUAGUUUCCAGAGUCUUGUGGUUGGUGCCAUACCACUGUUAUUAUUAUGCAGAGUAGAAACAUUAUUUACUGCAGAACUUUCAGGUUUUUUAUCUGUCAUUUUGUCUGAGCAGAAGUAGUAGAUUUAUCUGACACUGUAAAUUAUGGCGAUGGCUGUUCAUUGUCGAUACACAUGGGUGAUAGGAACGAUGAAGUUCUUUGGGAUGGCCUCCUUGGGCAAAAUUCUCAAUUAUCAAAGCUUGGACUUUGUACUCGUUUGGUUUGCCGUUGCCGCCCUACAGUCCCUUGGCAUUGUAUGAGAGCAUGAUGAACUUGCAAAGCAUAUAGGAAGGUCAAUUUUGCAUCAAGGGUUUGGAUCCCUUCAUUCAAUCUAUUAGCAUUGGAUUUACAAAUUCGUUGAAUUCAUGAAUUUGAAAUAAUUAAAAAAAGGUUUCAAGUGAGCUUGAUGAAUUUGAUACCUCUUAUUUUUGAAUAAAUAAACGAUGAAUUUGAAUAAUUACUUAAUGGGUGAGAUUUGGAUCCUUAAUUCAUGAACCAUACCCACAAGCAAACAACUCUGAAUCGAACUACAAUACAAGAGAACUUAGUUUGAUGGUGUGUGCUUAAUGCUUUGUAAGCAAGAAUUGAAGACACAUAAUCGUAUUGUUUUAGUUCAUUAGUAUCGCCGUAGUUCCACGAUCGAAGAUUAAGCUCGAUUGAGCUAUUCACUCAUUUGCAAAGUUUCCUACAAUGAAGAUCAACGAUUUUCCUCAAGUCAUUUGGAAUGAGGGUCAUUGAUGCAUUUGUUCAAAUAGUAGACAUAUGGCUCUUCUUUUAUCUUCUAGGGAAUCCAAAUUCAAUAUGUUUUUAGAGAGAAACUAUUGUUAAACAUAUUGAAUAUUGAUCCUCAUAGUUUUUUGUGCAGUCCAUUUUUCAUGAUAUAAAUUUGCUAAUUAUUUAGGGGAAAAAAGCUUGGAAUUAGUGAAAAUCAAUAAAAUUACUUGACUUGGUAGAAUGUUUUUUCCUGGUCUAAAGCUCCACAUUAUUUGAUGCAUUAUAAACACUAAACUAUUAA
Messenger RNA from Linum trigynum, 2448 nucleotides. NCBI's taxonomy places the organism in Eukaryota, Viridiplantae, Streptophyta, Magnoliopsida, Malpighiales, Linaceae. The record is from the annotation of a GenBank genome assembly.